Molecule: messenger RNA, 2175 nt
Organism: Seriola aureovittata
Lineage: Eukaryota; Metazoa; Chordata; Actinopteri; Carangiformes; Carangidae
Product: homeobox protein Mohawk-like
Exons: 6
Coding region: 611-1867 (418 amino acids)
Biological process (GO): regulation of transcription by RNA polymerase II; muscle organ development; cell development
Cellular component (GO): nucleus
Molecular function (GO): DNA-binding transcription factor activity, RNA polymerase II-specific; RNA polymerase II cis-regulatory region sequence-specific DNA binding
Source: RefSeq, a predicted model, not a curated record
CACGAGGCACAGUUUGGUGGUUUUUGCUGGUUAUUGGCAACCGUGUAAUUACACCCAUAAAUUUCCAGAAUCCCCUGGUAAAACAUGUAUUAUUAUCUGCUGACACGAUUUUUGGUAAAACCACAAGCUCCACGAGAAUCAUAUGCCUCAUGUAGGAAAUAUGAGAGCAUGUCGAACUGGUGAACGCAGGCUGCAGUCACACCAGACAGAAUCUCACUUGUAAAUCUAAUGACCGCAUUUUCUGAUAUUCUUACAUGUGGAAUAUUUUUCAUACUGUGAGGUGCUACCACUGCUGCUGCUGCUGCUCUGCAAGCUUUUCCUCACAGAGCUCACAGCGAUUGGACGGCAGGAGAGCCAAUGGGCGGCGAAGCAGCAGGUUAUUUGAACUCUCCUCACACAGCUCAACUAAACCAGACAACAUCCUCUGACUUUUCAAACAUUAUUCUCCGUCAUCAUCUCUCUUCUCAGCCACAGCCCCCGUGGGCACAGAAAGAAGCACAAAGGACACCUUUUAACCUUUCUUUUUUCUUUUUUUUUUUAAAAUUACUUUUACAUCAAGUGUAUCAAGGAUGGGAACCUACGGCUUCUAUUUACAUCUGGAGGUCUACUGAUGCACCUGUUGAUUGAGGAAAAUUCUGCGGGUUUGAGAAUGAACAAAGUUGCUGUGAUGAAGUCUGACACUCUGCUUCAUUUGGAGGACGACGUGAGGGCAGAGGAGAGGAGCAGGUUGAGCUGUGUAGACUUACCUCAGACCAGUUUAACAGACGGACAGAACACAGACCUGCUGCAAUGCCAGGACACCACUGACACCGGAUCUACUAUCAAGUACAGGAGAUAUGGGUCUCGACUGGGUGGGGUCAAAGUUCGCCACAAGAGACAGGUGCUGCAGGACAUGGCCCGACCCCUGAAACAUUGGCUGUACAAACACCGAGACAACCCUUACCCCACCAAGACUGAGAAGGUCCUGCUGGCGCUGGGCUCACACAUGACAUUAGUGCAGGUUUCCAACUGGUUUGCAAAUGCCCGAAGGAGGCUGAAAAACACAGUGAGACAGCCGGACCUGAGCUGGGCCCUGAGGAUCAAACUUUAUAAUAAAUACAUCCAAGGAAACGCUGAAAGGUUGAGCGUAUGCAGCGACGACACCGACUCUGAUGACGAAGAUUGUCCCUUACAGACUCCUAUCAGCCAGUCAAACUUUGGCAGGUCAUCUUCCCACAAGAGCGUGCUGGAGAAGCAGGGAGGUGUCCUUGCCGUAGCUGACUCUGCCAACAGUGACGACAGCACGUCACCUCCAUCCAAAUACAAGAGCAGUUUACUGAAUCGGUAUCUGAACGACACCCUGCGGCACAUGAUGGCCGCAAAGGGUGAAGGCGUCACGUCGUCCCGCAAGAGGAGGAGUCACUCUGAGUCGUUCAGCUCCAACGAGUGUGAUCGAGAUGUUGUCUCUCCGGCAUCGUCCUACGAAACAGAGACCAACUUCGUCUACCACAUGGAUACAGUGGACUAUACUUCAACUAAAUGUGGCAGGGACCAGCAGCAGGACCGAGGCCAGCAGAGACGGGGCGACCAAGGCUGGAGGGAGAUCCACGCUGCCGUGGCUCUGACCAAUUUGGCCCAGGGGCAGAGCCACAUGGGGGACCAGAGCGGCGUUAUGGUUCCCAUCGCUGCCACAGGGCAGAGCUGCACCCGAGAGCCCUUCUCCAUAACGCGAACCACUAUCAUAGACAGGAUGUGCGUCACGGGACCCUCCUCUGCUCUGAGGCAGAGCUGCACCGCAGGGCCCACUCUCACCAGCCGCAUCAUCCAGAAGUCUUCUCACAUUGCUGAGGUCCAGACUGUCAAAGUGGCCCUGGCCAACAGUGUGUAGGCCUUCAAUAUGAGUGCCUGGUCUAAGCACAUCGUUCCAUAUAGGAAUACCAGAUGCUUAAGUGCCUUGCGAUGUACAGCCUUUGUUAUUUUGUAUUGCUAAUAAACUUUGACAUUUUCAAUCAUUUUUACAUUGUAAGAUAGUAACACUUAUCUAACACAGUUGAAUUUUUCUAAUGUUUGCUAUGUUCCUAAUGUCCUCCUAUUGCCCUCUGUUGCAGUAAGUUAUAUUAACUUCAAUGAGACUGGAUUAUCAUCCAAUGCUUAAUUUGACAGCAGCUAUUUGAAUAAAACCAAUGUGAAAUCUUU